UGAAGAUGCCCCCCGCACUAUAGCUAUAAUAUGUACCUCCUAGGUACUUCUUAAUCCGACGUGGGGGACUCCCUCUCCCACUUAGAUUUAGGAUAGCUUGGUAAAGAUCACGAAUGAAAAUUAAUUCUUAUCAACUACCUCACUUUUAGAGAAUGGGUUAUCCACAUUUCGCACCAACGCUCCUCUGGAAUCUCUCUCUCCCAAGCGAACUAGGCGUAAAGAAGCCGGCAGAUAUUUUUGCCUUCUCCCUAGACGAUAAGUUCCUUUUUACUUUACAUGAAGAUCAGGGUGGUAUAUUGUGGGAUCUUACUGCUACUUCUUUGCCUCGAAAGCUCGAAUUCGGUCAAGAUAAUCCUAGCUCAAAUCAUCGUAUCAGGGCUGCUACACUAGACGCAAAUGGAGGACUCAUAAUAGCUUUUGGUCUCGCCCAUCCUGCUGAAUAUUAUAGUAUUCCUAAAGAUGGCACAAUAUUAAAAUUGUCAGAGUAUGUUCUUCCAGUGGCGAACGACGUCAAAGUUUCAAGAGAUAGCAAGGUAUUCGCGCUCACGACGGGGACUACCGUGGAGCUAUGGGAUGCACAUAAGUUUCAGAGGCUUAGAGUUCUUAUGUCCAAUGUUGAAAUCCAAACCCCGUUUGAAAAGGUCGCACUCUCUCAGGACAAUAAAUAUGCUGCAACAAUCGAUUCCGAAGGUCGAUUCUUCGUUUGGGGGUUGGACAAUGAUUUCUACAAGGUCUCGCAGAAUAAGGGGGUUGGCAUAGACCUAGGGCAAGGAUGGGUCCCAACGAGUAUUGGCUUAAGUGAACAGAAUAUCGUGAUGGCUACUCUGAAAAAGGAAACGACUUCGGGCCAAGACUCCUGGAUGUUAAUGUCGUGGGGUUAUAAAUACGACGGGCCCGACAACACGCUAUAUGCUAGAGAAUAUCCAAACUACGCGCUAACUUGCGUUGCGCCCAGCACCGUGUUCAGUGUCUCUCUAACGCCCGAGGGUCAUUUGAGAGGGAGCGACAGCAUGCUCUGGCCGCUCUUCUCGACUGAGCAGGGCGCCAGUAAGAAGGGCAAGGUGGUAUCGUGUGGAAUAUCAGAAAGUAGUAAAGUCUUCGCCGCAGCCCGGACUAACGGUCGCGUAGCUGUAUGGAGAUUAUAUACUAAAGACGCGGAUCCUAACGAGCGAUAUCCCGGAUAGAGCUAUUAGGGGUGUUGCUAUACGUACCUUCUAACAAUCAGAUGCACCGCCUGUCUAGCUCAUUACUUUG
Molecule: messenger RNA, 1254 nt
Organism: Daldinia loculata
Lineage: Eukaryota; Fungi; Ascomycota; Sordariomycetes; Xylariales; Hypoxylaceae
Exons: 2
Coding region: 153-1184 (343 amino acids)
Molecular function (GO): protein binding
Source: RefSeq, a predicted model, not a curated record